Neoarius graeffei (lesser salmon catfish) is the source of this 3521-nucleotide messenger RNA. It is a transcript of the gene hnrnpul1l, whose product is annotated as heterogeneous nuclear ribonucleoprotein U-like 1 like. Lineage: Eukaryota; Metazoa; Chordata; Actinopteri; Siluriformes; Ariidae. Bases 132 to 2729 code for a protein of 865 amino acids. The transcript is spliced from 16 exons. Gene Ontology annotation, molecular function: protein binding. The record is from RefSeq and is a predicted model, not a curated record.
AGUCCCGGAAGUAGCUGAGUUGUGUAGGCUUCGGUCACCCUCCAUUUUGUGCAAACCGCAGCAACUGAAAAAACACACAUAAAGGGUGAAAGUUUCCGUUUGGCGGGACUCGGAAGUGAGUAAACGAAACCAUGAGCACGCUGAACGUCAAAAAGCUCAAAGUGAACGAGCUGAAGGAGGAGCUGCAGCGUCGUGGCCUGGACACUCGGGGUCUCAAGGCGGAUUUAGCGGACAGACUGCAGGCGGCGCUAGAGGCCGAGGCCGCCGGAGCAGAAGAAGAAGAGCAGGACACCAAGGGGGAGGGGCAGGAGGAGUGCGAGGGCAGAGAAUUUGCUGCUGACAUGUCAGGCAACGGCGGCGCCGACGACCCUCAGUAUGACGAUGGCUGUCAGAGCCAGGAAAAGGAGGCGAAGAACGAGGAAGACGACAGUAACGAGAACGGCGCUGCUGGUUUUGAAUCGACCGACUUUGCCUCAGAUGACUUGGACCCACCAAAGCAAGGCUACGAUGAGGAUCAAGAAGCCGGUUGGAGCUGCGACGAGCCAGCUGAGAGUCAGGGCUCUCAGGAUCCUGAGGUGAAACAGGAGUACGAGGAGUCGCGUGCGCAACAGGGGCCUUUUGAUGAAGCUCAGGAGCAGCCAGAAGUCAAAGAGCCAGAAACGGAACAGUCUCAGGAGGAGGUGCUGAGUGUAAAAGUGGAGUCAAAGAAGGACGAUGACGCGCCACAGCAAGAAGAGGCAGCAAAUGAACAGACGCCUGCGGAAGGUGAACAUGCAGCGCAGGUUAAGACGGAAGGUGACCAACAGACAUCACAGAGCCGCAAAAGGCCCUACGACGACGGCCGUGGAUACGGGUACUAUGAGCAUCGUGAAGACAGGAGGGGGCGCUCGCCUCAGCCGCCAGCCGAGGAAGAGGAGGAAGACUUUGAUGAAAACCUCGUGGCUAUCGAUACGUAUAACUGCGACCUGCAUUUCAAGGUGGCUCGAGACCGGUACAGUGGCUACCCGCUUACCAUCGAGGGGUUUGCGUACUUGUGGGCAGGUGCCCGAGCUACUUACGGUGUUUCCAAAGGACGUAUAUGCUAUGAAAUGAAGAUCAAUGAGGAGAUCUCGGUAAAGCACCUCCCCACCAGCGAGCCUGAUCCCCAUGUUGUGAGAAUCGGGUGGUCUUUGGAUUCCUGUAGCAUCCAGCUUGGCGAGGAACCCUUGUCCUAUGGCUAUGGUGGAACCGGCAAGAAAUCCUCGAACUGUAAAUUCGAGGACUACGGAGAGAGGUUUGCUGAGAAUGAUGUCAUCGGCUGCUACCUUGAUUUUGAGAGCGGAGACCAAGUGCAGGUGGCGUUCUCGAAGAACGGCAAAUGGCUCGGGCCGUGCUACCGCAUCUCUCACGAGGAGCUGGCUGGUCGUCCUCUCUUCCCACACAUCCUGGUGAAGAACUGCGCUAUCGAGUUCAACUUCGGACAGAAGGAGGAGCCGUAUUUCCCCCCGCCUGAGGGCUACACGUUUAUUCAAGAUUUGGCGUUGCAAGACAGAAGCCGGGGAACUGUUGGACCAGUUACCAAAGCAGAGUGCGAGAUCCUAAUGAUGGUAGGACUACCUGGCAGUGGAAAGACCACAUGGGCCCUUAAGCACGCCAAGGAGAACCCUGAGAAGAAGUUUAAUAUUCUGGGUACCAAUGCCAUAAUGGAAAAGAUGAAGGUGAUGGGACUCCGCCGUCAGAGGAACUACGCUGGGCGCUGGGACAUUCUCAUCUCGCAGGCCACGCAGUGCCUCAAUCGCCUCAUCCAGAUCGCCGCUCGCAAGAAACGCAACUACAUCCUGGACCAGACAAAUGUAUAUGGAUCAGCCCAGAGACGAAAAAUGCGUCCUUUUGAAGGGUUUCAACGCAAGGCUAUUGUAAUUUGUCCCACGGAUGAGGAUUUAAAAGAACGAACAUUAAAGCGAACUGAUGAGGAAGGGAAGGAUGUGCCCGAUCAUGCUGUGUUAGAAAUGAAAGCCAACUUCGUGCUGCCUGAUGCUGGCGAGUUCCUGGAUGACGUGAUCUUCAUAGAGCUGCAGCGUGAGGAGGCCGACACGCUCAUCAAGCAGUACAACGAAGAGGGCCGAAAGGCUGGCCCGCCGCCUGACAAGCGCUUCGAUAAUCGGCCCGGGGGUUUCCGCGGCCGUGGAUUCCAGCGCUAUGAGCACCAAGGGUCGGCACAGGGAACACGAGGCUCGUACCAGAACCGUGGCACCUCUGGAGUAGGUGGCUAUCGUGGAGCUUAUAAUCGUGGAGGGUACAACCAGAACCGCUGGGGGAACAACUACAGAGAUCCAGGAGGCCGAGGAAGCUACAACCGCAGCCCACAAUCAGGAGGCAGCUACACCCACAACCGCCAGGGCUCCUACAACAAAGGGAGCAGUGGAAGCAGCGGGAGCUACACUCCGUCCCAGCCUCAGAAUUACAAUCAAGGUUACACCCAAAGCAGCUACGGCCAAGGAUACAACUAUGGAAACUACAGCCAGUACCCAAGUUACAGCCAGGGUUAUAGCCAGGCACCUGCAACCACGGCCCAGUCAUACAAUCCGCAGCAGCAGCAGCAGCAGCAGCAGACCUACAACCAGCAGUACCAACAGUACGCUCAGCAGUGGCAGCAGUAUUACCAGAACCAGAGCCAGUGGAACCAGUACUACAACCAGUACGGAAAUUACGGCAACUACCAGCAGGGCCAGGGCUCGCAGCAGCAGUAGCCGUAUCCCGCUAUGGCUCUUCCAUAUCAUUCCAUCACCUCUAUUCUUCUUUAGUUUGUUUGUUUGGUUGUUUUUUUUUUUUUUUUUUUAAUUAGUCUCCUUUUCUUUCAGACCACUCCCCCUGUGCUUUCACUCUUUUAUUCCUAAGUUUGCUUUUACUCUCUAACUGCCUAAGUUUUAAAAUUAACUGGAUUUAUCUCGCAUCCCACUAUUGCAUUUUAGUUUCGGAGGCACGAGUCUGCUUUGCUUGCUUUUGAAGUACUUCCUAACUCACAUUGAUGCAUUUGAUAAGUAGCGACGUGUAAAGUAGUUUGCAUUAGAUCCUACACACAGAUUCACGCUCGAAUGCUUUGUAAUGGGGAUGCAAAUAAAUUUAAAUAAUUUUGAUUUGAUGAAAAUUUGUAUGUUGAAAAUUUGCAUUGUUUUAUUUGUCUUCUCAUCAUAUCCUAUAAAAAUUAGACUUUGAGUAGCUGCGUUUUCUAAAGGUUUAACUACAUGUAUGGGUUUCAGAACACAGUUGUAUCUAAUACAAUUGAGAAUUUAAAUACCACAAUUUUUCAUAAAUCAUAACCAAUGAUGGAUACCUGUGGAGUUUGACAGCAUACACGUUUUUACCAUUCUUACGUCUUACCAAUUUCAUGUUUGUUCUCCUUGUAUCUACAAUUUAGUGAGCACUAUGUGGUUGUAAGUUUUUAUACCUCGUAUCAUAUUUGUAAAACUGUAUUGGCAUGUUUGUUUUUUUGUCUGAUCAGAGCUCAUUUUUUUGUAUUUGAGAAUAUAAUAUGAAACCAA